CACUCCAAAAAUAUCAUCUUUAAACUCUCACUGGCCCCCUUUUUCACGCCAGCAGAUUUGGUUUUCAAAAAAAUCUCUAAAAAGCUUAGAUCUACGACCAAAUUCGCUGCUUCCACCACCCAAAAAGUUUCAUUUCCGCCGCUCCAAACGAAAUCCUCUUAUAGGUUUGUUGCGAGAGAGUCAACUUGAGAGGACAUAGCAUUCUUUCUUAUAGUUGUUCAUAAGAUGAAUGAAAAGAAUGAUAGUGGUGGUGCAUGCAAAGUUCAGGACAAAGGAAGUAAGAACAAGAGAAAACUAGAUGGUCCUUCUUUAGAGGCUCCGGUUAUUCUUCCUUUGUCCAUGAGUGAAUUCCUUCCUUAUGAAUUGACUCCGGAGAUAUUUCGAGGCCCUAUGGUCGGGCCAUUGGAGGUAGGAUCACCUAUGGGGCCUCUUAGCGAAGAUUUUGUACCUGCCGAUUGGGAUGAUCCGAUUGCUUGUCAACUUGAGGAGUUACUGUUAUCUAAUUUGCACAUGAUUUUCUGGAAUGCGAGUAAAAAGAUUGUAGAGUGUGGGUUUAAGGAGGAUGUUGCGGAAAAGGCAAUUUCGAGGCACCCCCUGUACCAAGGGGGUAAAGAUCUUGUGUCAAAUGUUGUGAAUGAUGCUUUGGCUUCCUUGAAGGAAGGGAUAGAAGGUGAUAUUUCGAGUUAUUUAUUCAAGGAUUUGCAGCAGCUUGUGGUGUAUACGAUGCUAGAGAUGAUUAGUGUGCUUAGAGAGGUUAAACCAUGUCUAUCUAUUGCAGAAGCAAUGUGGUGGUUGUUGAUGUUUGACCUAAACAUUUUGGUGGCAUGUGAAGUGGAAGGAGAUUUAUUGCAUAGUUUAGGUUUUAUGGAAGUCUCGGGAGAGAGCUCCUCUGAUUCUAACUCCAAGUCAAGAUCGGACACUCAAAAUCCGGAAACCGUUAUUUCUAUCUCAAAUGAGCCCAAUGUUUCAAAAAAACCUUCAUUCUCCUCACAGAAUUACCAGUCUGAAGCACUCAAAUUUGGAAGUUUCCCUAACUUACCUAAACCCAAAAUUUCUCAUGUUUCUGAAGGGCUGUCACCAGAGAAAGAGAUUUUGGUCUCUAUGAGUGCUUCUAGAGACAAUGUCUCGGUUACAUCUAUCUCUAAAGAAAAAGCAGUGAAUAGUAGAAAGGGGCGUUCCAAAAAGGAAUUAGCUGCACUACGAACAAAGUCCUUUAGCAUGGAAAUUAACAGGACGGCUUAUUGUAAAGGUUUUAGAGCUGCGAAACUAUCUGCCUCUUGCAGUGUUGUUGAAAAGAGAUUGAAGUCUCCAUCUGAAUUAUCAGCUGUGCAUAUGAAAAAUUCUUCAACAAAAAUAGUUAUGGAGGCUGGAGCUUUAGCUGAUGGAAGUCAUCAUGUUUCAACUAAUUCUUCACCUAGUGACUCGUCAACUUUGCUGACAAAGGGUACUAAAUCUGCAGUUCCAACAAUAAAUAUUGGACGUGCACCAUCAUCAUCUUCGGAAAAUAAACCUGUUUCAAAUUCUGAAGGAGGAACCUCAAAAUCUACUAAGACACCUGAACACGGUGUAGAUAAGAAACCUGCUUCAAAGGCUGAAGGCAGCUCUUCUACGUCUCCUAAGCUAAUUGAUUACUGUGCUGGAAUUCCGUACAAUGAAUCUCUAGGAAAAUACAUCCCACGAGACGAUAAGUAUGAUAUGAUCUUGAAGCUUGUUCCAAGGAUCCAGGAAUUGCAGAAUGAAUUAGAUAGUUGGACUCAGUGGACCAACCAGAAGGUCAUGCAAGCAGCCCGCAGGCUUAGCAAGGACCAAGCUGAACUUAAAUCACUGAGGCAAGAGAAGGAAGAAACAGAGAAGCUCAAAAGGGAAAGACAAAUCAUGGAGGAGAACACCAUGAAGAGGUUGUCUGAGAUGGAGUUUGCCUUGAACAACGCAACUAGUCAGGUUGAGGAUGCUAACUCUACUGUUCAGAAGCUUAAGGUGGAACAUUCCAGGUUGAAGAUGGAGAUGGAGGCUGCUAAAUCACAGGCUACAGCAUCAGCUGCAAGUUGUCGAGAAGCGUUGGAGAGAGAACAGAAGGCCCUUAAGGAUGCUCAGUCAUGGGAAGGACAGAGAAGCUUGCUUCAGGAGGAGCUUGCCUUGGAGAAGCAGAAGGCAGCAGAGCUGCAAAGGAAAGUAGGCAAGGCUAAAAAUAUAUACAGCCAAACUGAGAUGAGAUGGAAAGAGGAGAGGAUGGCAAAGGAGAAAGUCCUUGCACAAGCUGCCUACAUAAGGAAGGAAAGAGAACGUCUUGAAGCUGCAGCCAAAGUGGAGGAGGAUAAGAUUAAACUGAAAGCAGAAAAAGAUAUGCAGAAAUACGGGGAGGAGAUAAAAACACUCGAGAACAAGUUAUCUGAGUUGAAGACGAAGCUGGAUUCAUCAAAAAUAGCUGCACUUCGGGGAGGCAUUGGCGGUGGCAAUGGCCAGUGCUCUUCUGUCAAUGAGGUGAAUCAUGUUCAAAAUUUCCCUAAAGGGGUGGUUAACAUCGAGCAUUAUUCUGGGAGCAGAGGUCUGAAACAGGAGCGUGAGUGCGUCAUGUGCUUAUCAGAAGAGAAGAUGGUGGUAUUCCUUCCAUGUUCACAUCAGGUCCUAUGUGCCAAAUGCAACGAGCUCCAUGAGAAACAAUGGAUGAAGGACUGCCCUUCUUGUAGGACCCUGAUUGAUUACCGCAUAUAUGCACGUUUUGCUAAGCCACAGGCUAUAGAUCUCUGAACCAUUUUGCUUGACUAAGACCAGUGAGUAAUGGUGGAUAGGU
Molecule: messenger RNA, 2791 nt
Organism: Hibiscus syriacus
Lineage: Eukaryota; Viridiplantae; Streptophyta; Magnoliopsida; Malvales; Malvaceae
Product: putative E3 ubiquitin-protein ligase RF298
Exons: 3
Coding region: 226-2748 (840 amino acids)
Source: RefSeq, a predicted model, not a curated record